GAUAAGCGACGUCGAUGAGUAGCAGUGGAAGUGACAGCAAUACGGCUAGCGAUACUGGAUCUAGCUCCUCUGGUUCAUCUAGUAGCCAAACUACGUCUGUACCUGCUACGGCGGGCGUAGGUGGACUAACGUUCACAGAACCACCACAGACUAAAACUAGUUACUACAAAGUAGCAGAAGGAAACGAAAUAACAUUUGGAUGGAGUCUGACGUCUAUAUAUAAUACACCAGAAAGUUUGACAUUCGAUGCUGUCAAUACAGAUUCAGGGAAUACUUACACUAUGGGAUCUGUCGCUGGUGGUGACACAACGUUUAAAUGGGACCCUUAUAAGCACUUUACAGAUGGUAAUGAUCCUCCACUCGUAUAUUCAACUUAUCAAGUGAGAGUCUACGAUGACAAUGGUCCAUCAGCAGCUGCCAAACCUGGCGGUUUCAUGCCAAAUUCCAAUUUAAGGUUUGCGUUAUACAAACCAGAAAAAUAUACACCAUUAGAUGAAUGGGUCUGUCCAAAUUGUUCAUCAGCGGUGCGUAACAUCCCUAUAGCGAGUCUGGCAUGGCUUGUUACUAUCACUCUUAUGCUUCUAUCUGGUUACUCUUUGGCUAGAUCACAUCGUUGAUUUUUCCCCUUUUCACUUAUUUAUGGUAUACCAGGCGGUUUACAAAUUACUUUUAGCAGAGAACAAUUUCUAUUUAUUUGAAUCUGCAUAUUUAUUAUAACGGACACUACAUGUAACAUACGC
This is a messenger RNA of Wallemia mellicola CBS 633.66, 740 nucleotides long. RefSeq lists its product as hypothetical. Bases 15 to 617 code for a protein of 200 amino acids. The record is from RefSeq and is a predicted model, not a curated record. NCBI's taxonomy places the organism in Eukaryota, Fungi, Basidiomycota, Wallemiomycetes, Wallemiales, Wallemiaceae. The transcript has 4 exons.